UCUCAAAAUAAUUUCCUCAAAUAAUUAAUUCUCUCUCUCUCUUUCUCUCUCUAAACUCGACCCCCCCGCCCGCUGCGAAAAUGGCGCGAUCGCCGCUCGACGGAGAGGACGGCGACCCCGUCGACGCCGAGGACUCAGCCGGCGAUGUCUAUGCGGAGGCCCCCUCGACUCCGACGACGUGGUACGAGCCUCUCUGUUCUCUCUCUUCGCCUCCGGAGGAGAGGGAACCGACGAAAGAUCGUCCGGAAGAGAAGGGCAGGGCUCGGAAUCACGCGAAGGAUCAAACCGGGGUCAAGGAUCGCCCGGUACGAGUUUAUGCCGACGGGAUCUACGAUCUGUUCCAUUUUGGACACGCUCGCGCCCUGGAGCAGGCCAAGAAAUUAUUCCCCAACACCUAUUUGCUCGUUGGGUGCUGCAAUGAUGAGACUACUCAUAUGUACAAAGGAAAAACUGUUAUGACUGAAGCAGAGCGUUAUGAGUCACUCCGGCAUUGCAAAUGGGUUGAUGAAGUAAUUCCUGAUGCUCCCUGGGUACUUAAUCAGGAGUUUAUUGACAACCACAAGAUAGAUUAUGUGGCUCACGAUGCUCUUCCAUAUGCAGAUGCAAGUGGAGCUGGAAACGAUGUCUAUGAAUUUGUUAAAGCCAUUGGAAAAUUUAAAGAAACAAAGCGUACUACUGGUGUCUCUACAUCAGAUAUUAUAAUGAGAAUUCUCAAGGACUAUAAUGAGUAUGUCAUGCGUAAUUUAAAUCGUGGAUAUUCAAGAAAGGACCUUGGUGUCAGCUAUGUGAAGGAGAAGCAAUUGAGGGUGAACAUGGGGAUAACCAAACUCCGCGAGAAAGUGAAAGAACACCAGGAAAAUGUGGGCAAGAAGCUAACUACAGUAGCUAAGACGGCCGGGAUGCAUCACAAUGACUGGGUGGAAAAUGCAGAUCGUUGGAUCGCAGGUUUUCUAGAGAAAUUUGAGGAAGGAUGCCACAUAAUGGAGACUGCCAUUAAGGACAAGAUUCAGGAGGGGCUCAUGAGGCAGCAGAGCAAAUCUAAGAACAGCCUCUUGGAAUAUGCGGAAGCUUCAGAUUCUCCUUAGACUAUAUUCUCCUACGACGGAGAAUUAUAAAUGAUGCCCAAAAUGUGGGUAUUAUAGUUAUAUAGUAUUUGCCUUCUUUGCUGUUGUAUUUACUGUGUAAAUCUUAGCCAUUGAUUCAUAUUGGAGUUGUAUCAAAUUUUCAAAUGUAGCAGCAUGAGCUGCAGUUUGUAUGACUGCUUAAACAAAGGUUUGUCAUAUCUUAGAUCUCUAUGAUUGGAGAGAAAAUCUUUUUAACUUUUUGUA
Asparagus officinalis (garden asparagus) is the source of this 1328-nucleotide messenger RNA. RefSeq names its product choline-phosphate cytidylyltransferase 2-like. The record is from RefSeq and is a predicted model, not a curated record. Lineage: Eukaryota; Viridiplantae; Streptophyta; Magnoliopsida; Asparagales; Asparagaceae. The transcript is spliced from 8 exons. Gene Ontology annotation, biological process: CDP-choline pathway. Bases 81 to 1085 code for a protein of 334 amino acids. Gene Ontology annotation, molecular function: choline-phosphate cytidylyltransferase activity; phosphatidylcholine binding.